Molecule: messenger RNA, 2343 nt
Organism: Cryptomeria japonica (Japanese cedar)
Lineage: Eukaryota; Viridiplantae; Streptophyta; Pinopsida; Cupressales; Cupressaceae
Exons: 2
Coding region: 369-1034 (221 amino acids)
Source: RefSeq, a predicted model, not a curated record
UUUGGGGCCGACUAACUCGAGAGAACUUCCCAGAGACAGCUAAGAAACUUCGUUUUUGGGCGCCAUUGUGAUGAAUGCUUUUGUAUAUCAAAAUUUUGCUCAAAAUCUGCUUCAAGACACAGGCAAAAAUCCCUCUGGAGUGAAAGACUCUGGUGUUGUGGACCAACGUGCCUUGGAGAGAGAUAAGAAGAAGAUAUAGGACGCAUAGUUAUGAAAAAGAUGGUAGAUCAGGAUGAGGAAUGGAGAGCCUUCAUGCAGUUACAGCAGCAAAUUGCAGAAAGACAGGAACAAAUAGCCAAACAUCAAGAGCAAACAACACAAAUACUCCUUAAGAUACUCCAAAACAUGAAUAAUUCAACAAUUCUAUCAUGUCUCUCCACAAUAACGGAGCAAAACGUAGUAACUCAAAUCAGAAUGGAUCUAAAAAUCAAAACAGCGGGGUUCCCAGACCCACACAACCCUCAUUCCUGGCCAGAGUUGAGUUGACACAAGAAGAGGAAGAGCUGAAUCCAACAAAAGAUGAUUUUAAUGCUUGCAUAGAUUCCUAUUCAAGACUCAAUCCGGAUGUUAACAAAGAUAUACAGCACAAGGUCAGUAAGUUGUCUCUUCCAACUUUUGAUGGCUCGGGAGAGGUCACUGCACAAGCUUGGGUUCAAAAAUUAGACACAUAUUUGUCGCUCAGUCCUAUGACAGAAGAUGAAGCUAUCAAAUUUGCAAUUCUUCAUUUUAAUGGUAUAGCACAUGAGUGGUGGCAACAUGAACUAAUCGUGCAAGGACAUCCUAGUAUGGUGACAUAUGCUGAUUUCGCACAAAGACUCAUAGAUAGGUUUGAUAGUAACGAUCCUGAACUGCGUUUCAAAGAAUUGGCACAGUUGAAGCAGCGUGGUUCAAUAGAGGAGUAUGUAGCAGAAUUUCAAAGAAUUUCAGUCAUGGUGCGGAGUGUUACAGAGAUGACACUAAUGUUUUUAUUUAUUGAGGGACUAUCAGAGUCUCUACGAGGGUUAGUUAGAACCUUUGAGCUGACCUCAUUAUAAGAUGCUAUUCGAAGGGCUUUGAAAUUGGAAGAUUCAACAACUAAGAACAAAUUCUACUUCAAGGCUGUAUCAACAAGGCAGCAUACAAAACCCUUCCAAAAGACACCCCUCGACCAACAGCAUUACCUCCAAAACCAAACAAGUUUGAAGAAAUUAAGAAUGAGCUUUGGAGGGAGACGUGAUUUUCUUGCGAAGAGUCAUGGGAACCAGGCCAUAGAUGCUUGGGGGAGGGGCAAAUACAUUACAUAGAGGAUCCUCUUUGUAAUGUCCUCUACCCGAUCUAUUUCAAUAUAUUAAAAUUGAUUGAUAUUUUUCAAUUAGUUAAUAACAAGUUCUUAUUUAUUUUCCUCAUUAAAUGAUUAAUUUCAUUAUUCAUAGUUCUUAAUAUAGUUAUUAGACCCUGCUACUACUUCAGUUUUAAGGGAGAAGGGUUUAUGUAUGUUACCAAAGCACCUAGAGACCAAAUACAAUAGGUUCCCUCAAAGUUUACAGAUCCCAGCCCUUACCUAUCUUGGGACUUAAUCUAUUGCUUGGAUUUAAACUGCCCCUCUUUGGAACAUCUCCUUCCCAUCUUCUUAAAUACCGACAGUAAUAACAUGAUUUAGACUAUAAGUAUACUAAUUUCUUAUGUAUUAUGAAUAUAUAUGAAAUUAAGUUUGAUUGUCAUACAUAUUGCAGUCCAUAUUAAUGUUACUAUUAGUUCUGCAUAAGAACAUUAUCAGGCUUCAUAUAUUAAACAUACUUAUUAAACAUAUUCCCAUGCAUACCACCAAGAACAAGGAUGUUACUGCCUAUAACUCAAUAAACAUAUCCCCAUGCAUACCACCAAGAACAAGGAUGUUAUUUGCCUAUAACUGAAUAAUAACAGUUAUGAUCUGAUUUGCUUGAUGGUGCUCUUACUGGAUGCUUUUAUUCCUUUCUUUUAUAUCCCUUAAUGUGAGGGCAUGCAUGCCCUUUGGCAAGAGACACACCCUCUCACCACUAGCACCUUUUGAAAGAGUGCAACUCUUCAUUAUUUCUGCCCUUUGAAAGGGACACAACCUUUCAUAAUCAGAUCUGCACUUCUUAUUUAAAUCAAAUAUGCACUUCUCAUUUUUCAAAUUCUCCCCCCUCAAAUGAGUUUCUCUUCUCCCUUUUAUAUCUUACGUCUGAGGGAGUCACAACUUAUCAUUUCAUGCCUUUUGACCUUUCAUUAACUUUAAUCAAAUUUUAAUUAUAUUUAAUUAUAUUCUUUUAUAUUUUAAUUUUAAUUUUUAUAUUUAUUCUUUUGUAUUUUUUUUUUAAUUAUUAUUUAUUAUUAAAUUAUAUU